UUUCACAUCCAAGAUUCAAUCCCCCCCCUCCCAAAAUAAAUAAAUAAAUAAAUAAAUAAAUAUACAAAUUCAUUUCCCAAACAUUACAUGAAAUCAUGGUAGUUCUACAAAUGAAAAGAGAAAGAGAAAGUGAGUUUGAGAAUUACUUGAUGUCAUUUUCACGUCAAGAAAAUCAUUUUGACACGAUGGUGAACAAUUCUCCUAAUAGAGUUUUUGAGUGCAAGACUUGUAAUAGACAAUUUUCUUCGUUUCAAGCACUUGGCGGUCAUCGAGCAAGUCACAAGAAGCCAAGAUUUAUGGGAGAAUUGAAUUUUCAAUUGCCAAUUUCACCUCCUAAACCAAAAACACAUGAGUGUUCAAUUUGUGGACUUGAAUUUCCUAUAGGACAAGCUUUAGGUGGACAUAUGAGAAGACAUAGAGGUAUUAUGAAUGGAAAUAAUAAUAAUAAUAAUAAUAAUAUUCAAGUUCAUCAUGUUGUGAAGAAAUUUAAAAGUCCAAGAAUUUUGUGUUUGGAUUUGAAUUUGACACCAUUGGAAAAUGAUCAUUUAGAGUUGAUCAAGUUGAAGAAGGAAGCUCCUAAAGUUGAUUGCCUCUUGUGAUUAUUGAAUAUUGGGUAGAAUAAAUCCUAUCUAGAUGCAUAUAAUUAUAUUUCAUUUCUUUUUCUUUCUUAUUUGUUCUUAUGGAUCAUGUUCUGGAUAGGGGUUUAUUUGUGUUUAUAGGUUACAAUUGAC
This is a messenger RNA of Solanum dulcamara, 731 nucleotides long. RefSeq names its product zinc finger protein ZAT11-like. The transcript has a single exon. NCBI's taxonomy places the organism in Eukaryota, Viridiplantae, Streptophyta, Magnoliopsida, Solanales, Solanaceae. The record is from RefSeq and is a predicted model, not a curated record. Bases 96 to 599 code for a protein of 167 amino acids.